Hyalella azteca is the source of this 1531-nucleotide messenger RNA. Its product is annotated as neurogenic locus notch homolog protein 1. Gene Ontology annotation, molecular function: signaling receptor binding. The record is from RefSeq and is a predicted model, not a curated record. The transcript is spliced from 9 exons. Lineage: Eukaryota; Metazoa; Arthropoda; Malacostraca; Amphipoda; Hyalellidae. Bases 146 to 1240 code for a protein of 364 amino acids. Gene Ontology annotation, biological process: anatomical structure development. Gene Ontology annotation, cellular component: cell surface; extracellular region.
AUUCGAGUCAACCACUUCGUCAGUACUUGUCAGCUCGAAUGGUCGUCUUCAAAGAAGUUAUUUUAACGAUAAAGUUUUGUUAUAGUUCGCCUUCAUGCAUCAGAACCGAAGCGUAGAUAGUUAAUCUGCAUAAAAUUUUGCUGAGAUGUUUCCUAGGCAAUAUUUGCUCUUGCUGCUAGCAGUAGCGACCUGCAGUGCCAGCGAUGCAGGAAGGUUGAGACGACACCGGCGUCAGUACAGCGCUCACUCUAACGUCGGCUACAACUCAGGCAGAGCAGAUCCAUUCACCAACGCCCGGCCAGCCAGUCAAUUCAAAUCAUGCAUCGACAUUCACGAGAUCGCCAACGGCCAGUCGGUAUGCGCCUACAGCGGGUGCCGACUGCGCUGCAACCCAGGGUACAAGUUCAUCCAGACGGAGACGGUGCAAAGCGACCGCGUGAUCCUGGACUGCGACCACAGCAGCGGCGAGCUUAGAUUCAGAGACCGCAAGUGGACCCCGGAGAUGACAAUCUGUUCCCCUACAUGCGAAGCGGCAUGCGAGAACGGCGGCACGUGUGUCGCCCCCAACAAAUGCGCGUGCGCUGGAAUUUACAGCGGCCCCACAUGCUCCGAGGAGCCCAUGUUGGGAGACCAGCCGUAUGGAAGCUAUCAACUGGCUCCGCUGAGGGAUAAUGAACGGCGGAUAGAAUGCGAGCCAGGGACCAGGAUGCCCGAUGGUUCGACGUCGGUGACUCUGCAGUAUCGAGACAACAGUUGGUUCUAUCCUGACGGUCGUCUCCUGUUGGGUGUCGAUCAAGUCACUUGUGAAAAAGAACGCGACCAACAGACCCUCCCCCCUGCCAGCAACAAACCAGGCCGCCCCCACGACCUGACCGCACCCAGUCCACAUUUCGUGCCGCGCCCCGCGUCGGGUGUGGACACAACCAACCUCGCAGUUCCCUCUUGCAGUCCACCGUGCCGCAACGGAGGAGAGUGUGUCUACGUGAACACAUGCAGCUGCCCUCGAGGCUACUGGGGCCCUACGUGUGAAGUCAACUCGUGCACUUACCCUCGCUUCGCCCGGAACCUUCACGCGUCCCUGGGCGGGACCCUGAAGAGGAUGAAGUUCGAGUGUCACCCCGGGCACCGCACGCAGCAAGGCCUGGACCGCGUCAUGGUGCUCUGCAUUGAAGGCUCCUGGAGGCUCCCCAGCGGCAGACUUCUUUCUGAGAGCGAUGUGCUCUGCUUGCCAGAAAACUAAGCCGUGAAUUGAAAUAAAAAUCGAGAACAAGACUCCUUUUGUUGAUUUUAAGGCUAUAAAUCCAGUGUUGCAGCAUUGGAUUCUCAGAAAAGAAGUAAUGUAUGACCUUCUAAUCCUGGUUUUCUCGUUGCUUGAAUGAGCGCAAAAUAGGAGCAAGUUACUAAAAGGUGACAGAACGUCACAAGAAUUGUUUGUGGUCUCCAGGCGCUAUUUUAUUCCAGUAAGAUAUUAAGUUUAAUCGAAUUCAUUUUCUUUUUUCAUCCAUUUGAAGAAAUUUGUGUUGAAAAUAAA